Molecule: messenger RNA, 2025 nt
Organism: Camelina sativa (false flax)
Lineage: Eukaryota; Viridiplantae; Streptophyta; Magnoliopsida; Brassicales; Brassicaceae
Source: RefSeq, a predicted model, not a curated record
AUGCUUGAUAGUCAUAACCCGCAUGUUAAGGCGUUUAGAUCGGCACAUGAAAGAUUUAAUAUAGAAGACGGUAGCGAAGGUUUGCGAUUAAUGUUACCUUCGGAAAGUACCACUAAUGCAAGGACUCAUAAUCUUCCUACCAGCAAAGAGGUUGCUGCUCUAAUUCCCGGAGACUUUACGGCUGGUGUAAAUAAACGUAACAUUGUUAUAGAAAGUCGUUCGGGAAAUUUACAGCAGAUAAGUGAACUUCAUCCUGUGUACUUGCCUUUACAAUACCCAUUGUUUUUCCCUUAUGGUGAAGAUGGUUACAGAUUAGGCAUCGAUAUAGGGUUCGUGGAUACCCGUGGACGUAAAAGGAAAACGGUCACCAUGAGAGAAUUUUAUGCAUAUAGAGUAUUUGAAAGAUAUGAAGAAUCUUCGAUUAUUGUUAUGGCAGGCAAAUUAUUACAGCAGUUUUUAGUCGAUGCAUUCACUACAAUAGAAUCAAACAGGUUGAACUACAUUUGGAUGAACAAAAGCAAACUCCGAACUGAAACAGUUGAUAAGAUAACUGAAGCUGCUGAAAAAGGACAUGGAUAUCUUGCACAACACAGAAAGAAAAUUUAUAUUCCGUCAUCGUUUACAGGUGGAAAGAGAUAUAUGAUGCAACAUUAUCUGGACGCGAUGGCUACUUGCAAGUAUUAUGGAUUUCCUGACCUUUUCAUAACCUUUACGUGCAACCCAAGAUGGUCUGAAAUAGAUCGUUAUCUACAAAGGCAUCGUCUUAGUAAAGAAGAUAGACCUGAUAUAUGCAGCCGAGUUUUCAAGAUGAAACUUGAUAGAUUAUUGGACCAAGUGACAAAGGAAAAAACGUUUGGUAUCAUAAAUUCUACAAUGAAUACAAUAGAAUUUCAGAAAAGGGGUUUGCCUCAUGCGCACAUGAUUCUGUUUUUACAUCCAGACAAUAAGAUGCGUACAACGGACGACAUUGAUAAAUUCAUAAGCGCUGAAAUUCCUGAUAAAGAGGUGGAUAAGUAUUUAUACGAAGUUGUUCCUGAUGUGAUUAUUCAUUGUCCUUGUGGUCCUAUGAACAAAGAUAGUGUCUGCAUGAAUAAUGGAAAAUGCACUAAAUUCUUCCCAAAGCCAUACAUGGAUAAUACUAUUGUCGAUGAUGCUAGUUAUCCAAUAUAUAGACGACGAAACGAUGGGAGAGUUGUGGAAAAAAGGGUUUUUCAAUACGAUAAUAGUUAUGUUAUUCCCUAUAAUUGUGAUUUGUCUCUCCGUUUUCGUGCUCAUAUAAAUGUUGAGUGGUGCAAUCAGACAUGUUUAGUCAAGCAUUUGUUCAAGUACAUCACUAAAGGUCCGGAUUAUGUUAGAGCCAAUGUAGGAGGAGAAGAUCAAGAAAAUGAAAUAAAAAAAGUAUUUCAAUUGCAGAAUAAGAAAGAAAAACUUUGGAAGCCAAGGUCGGAGAAGCGGAAAAUUUUUGCAAUAGGCAGGAUUACAUACGUACCGCCAUCUGUAGGACAAGCCUAUUACUUGAGAGUUUUGCUUAAUAAGAUUCUAGGACCAACAAGCUUUGACUAUGUAAAAACAGUCAACGGUGUUCUUUAUAAGGAUUUUCAGGAAGCUUGCUAUGCAUUGGGAUUACUAGACGACGAUAAGGAAUACAUUGCGGCUAUAAAUGAAGCAGGUGAAUGUUGUAAAGUUCUUAAACUUACCGAAAAUUUGAGACUUCGCAAGGCAAGUAAUAGUAUGGACGUGGGUGCUCUCGCUACUUUCUCAAAGUGGCUUCUCGAUAUCGGGAAUGGCAAAAUCAACGAGUCAAAUAGUGGGGAUGUGGAGAUUGAAAUUCCUAAUGAUUUAUUAAUUAAUACAAGUGGGAAUCCUAUUGAAGCAAUAAUUAAAGAGAUUUACGGAGAACAUUUUGCAACGAGGACUGAUCCAAAAUUCUUUAGUGAAAGAGCUAUUCUAAGUCCAAGGAAUGACGAUGUUGAUAAGAUAAAUCAGUUUAUGCUUACUAAGCUCCCAUGUAUGCAAAUUAAAUAG